UCAGAUGGAGUUUCUGGACGUGAGCCAUCGUUGGAACUCCUGUCACGGGCACAGAUCCACGCCAUACCUGUGCCAGCCAUCAUGAUCUACAUGAUCAAGUUCAACAAUGGAAAAUAUUGCCCAGGAUGCUUAUAUAAUAAUCUUCCUUGGUGAUUUCAGGAUUGGUCUACACACAAGGCAAAAUGCAGUGGGAAUGAGACAGUAGAAUGGACUGUGCCACUUCAGAGUACAGCUAUGGACUUGAAGCCGGUUCUUCCCAUGGUGAUGCAGAGUUCUUGCAACAGCAGCAGCAGCCCAGUGGAUUUGCGGAUGGAUUCCCGGUCCAAUGUGCCUACUAUGGACCCAACUGCCCGGGAGCAGCAGCUGCAGCAGGAACUACUGGCUCUGAAACAGCAACAGCAAUUGCAGAAGCAGCUGCUCUUUGCCGAGUUUCAGAAGCAACAUGAGCACCUAACACGGCAGCAUGAAGUCCAAUUGCAGAAACACCUCAAGCAACAGCAGGAGAUGUUGGCAGCAAAGCGUCAACAAGAACUAGAGCAACAGCGUAAACGAGAACAACAGCGUCAAGAAGAGCUGGAGAAGCAGCGUCUGGAGCAGCAGUUACUCAUCUUACGCAACAAGGAGAAAAGCAAAGAAAGUGCUAUUGCAAGCACUGAAGUGAAGCUGAAACUUCAAGAGUUCCUUCUCAGCAAGUCAAAAGAGCCAACUACAGUGGGUGGCUUGAAUCAUUCCCUCUCCCAGCAUCCCAAAUGCUGGGGGGCUCAUCAUACCUCAUUGGACCAGAGUUCCCCUCCCCAGACAGGAAGCCCGGGAACACCAGCCUCUUGCAAACUACCUUUACUUGGCACUUAUGAUAGCAGAGAUGACUUUCCACUCCGGAAAACUGCCUCAGAACCCAAUUUAAAAGUGCGCUCACGAUUAAAACAGAAGGUGGCAGAGAGAAGAAGCAGUCCUCUGUUGCGGAGGAAAGAUGGGACAGUCAUCAGCACCUUCAAAAAACGAGCAAUUGAAAUUACAGUGUCUUCAAUGUGCAACAGUGCUCCUGGAUCUGGCCCAAGUUCCCCAAAUAGCUCCAACUGCGCCAUCACAGAAAAUGGGCUUACUGGGUCAGUGCCUAAUAUACAUACUGAGAUGUUGCCCCAGCACCAAGCUGUUACUGUGGAUGGAUCAGCUAGCCAACUCAGCCUAUACACUUCUCCAUCACUGCCCAAUAUCUCCUUAGGACUCCAGGCAACUGUCACAGUCACAAAUUCACACCUCAAUGCCUCCCCAAAUCUAACCACACAGCAAGAAGCAGAGCGCCAGACCAUCCAAUCAUUGCGCCAGGGAGGUGCCUUGACAAGCAAGUUCCUCAGCAUGUCAUCUAUUCCCAGUUGCCUUCUGGGGGUUGCUCUUGAGGGAGAGACCAAUAAUCAUGGGCAUGCUUCCUUGCUUCAACAUGUCCUGCUUCUGGAACAAGCUCGGCAACAGAAUACACUAAUUGCUGUUCCUCUGCAUGGCCAAUCCCCUCUAGUGACAGGAGAACGCAUCCCCUCCAACCUACGCACUGUAAGCAAGUUGCCUCGACAUCGUCCAUUGAGCCGCACCCAAUCAUCCCCACUGCCUCAGAGCCCCCAAGCAUUGCAACACUUGGUUGUGCAGCAGCAGCACCAACAUUUCCUGGAGAAGCAGAAACAGCAGCAGAUUCAGCUGGGAAAGAUAAUCACUAAGACUGGUGAGUUGCCACGGCCACCUACCACACAUCCUGAAGAAACAGAAGAGGAAUUGACAGAACAACAGGAAUCUUUGGGGCUUGGUUUGGGCUUGGGCCAGGGGCCCUUUGUGCUGGAUGGGUCAAUAGAAAAUGAGGGCACCCAGGAUGGCUUGGAUGAACAAGAGGAGGAUGAGGAAGAAGAAAAGAGGGCAGCCAAAGAGCAAGGCUGUCUCCAGAUGAAUGAUGAAGACGGAGUUAAUAGGCUGGAAGAAGAACAGGAGGUUGAGGAGGUGGGAGUUACUUACAGGCAGGUAUUCGCUGAUGCGCAUCAACUAAGAUCUCUGCAGCUCUAUCAAACUCCCCUGAGCAUCAGCACUGUACCCCAUCAAGCCCUUAGCCGUACCCAGUCUUCACCGGCUAGCACUAGUCUGAAGAACAGUACACCUGAGCCAUUGGUCCAUCACCUUUUCACUACAGGUGUUGUUUAUGACACGUUCAUGCUGAAACACCAAUGUACAUGUGGAAACACUAAUGUUCACCCAGAACAUGCUGGGAGGAUCCAAAGUAUUUGGUCCAGACUACAAGAGACAGGAUUGCUAACCAAGUGCGAGAGAAUCCGAGGUCGAAAGGCAACAUUGGAUGAAAUCCAAGCUGUCCAUUCAGAACAUCACACAUUACUAUAUGGAACAAGCCCCUUGAACAGGCAAAAACUUGACAACAAGAAAUUACUAGGUCCCCUUAGUCAGAAGAUGUAUGCUGUCCUCCCGUGUGGUGGAAUCGGGGUUGACAGUGACACAGUGUGGAAUGAGAUGCAUUCAUCCAGUGCAGUCCGCAUGGCUGUUGGCUGUUUGCUGGAGCUGGCCUUUAAAGUUGCAUCAGGGGAACUUAAGAAUGGAUAUGCUGUCAUCCGACCACCAGGUCACCAUGCAGAAGAGUCUACUGCCAUGGGCUUUUGCUUCUUCAACUCUGUUGCCAUUGCUGCUAAGCUUCUACAACAAAAGCUUGCCAUCAGUAAAAUCCUCAUUGUGGAUUGGGAUAUCCAUCAUGGCAAUGGGACCCAGCAGGCAUUCUACAGUGACCCCAGUGUUUUAUACAUUUCCCUCCAUCGUUAUGAUAAUGGAAAUUUCUUCCCAGGGAGUGGAGCUCCUGAAGAGGUUGGUGGUGGGAUGGGUGUAGGUUACAAUGUAAACAUUGCCUGGACUGGUGGAGUGGAUCCCCCUAUUGGCGAUGUGGAAUAUCUAACAGCCUUCAGGACUGUGGUGAUGCCUAUAGCCCAGGAGUUUUCUCCAGAUAUGGUCCUUGUUUCUGCUGGCUUCGAUGCUGUUGAGGGACACUUAUCCCCGUUGGGUGGAUAUUCUGUCACAGCCAAAUGUUUUGGCCAUCUGACCAAACAACUGAUGGAUCUAGCAGAUGGGCGUGUUGUCCUAGCUUUAGAAGGUGGUCAUGAUCUGACUGCCAUCUGUGAUGCCUCUGAAGCCUGUGUCUCUGCCUUGCUUGGCAUUGAGUUGGAACAGUUGGAUCAAGCUCUGUUGCAACAAAAACCCAAUUCAAAUGCCAUAGCUACAUUGGAGAAUGUCAUUGAAAUCCAGAGCAAACAUUGGAAUUCAUUGAAAAGUUCUGCAACAAUGGUUGGCUGUUCGUUGCUGGAGGCCCAAAAGGGAGAAGCAGAAGAAGCAGAGACUGUCAGUGCAAUGGCAUCACUGUCAGUGGACACAGAGCAGGGAAAAGCAGACUGUGAUGUCAGAUCAGUAGAAGAGCCAAUGGAGGCUGAACCAGUGUUGUGAAGUGCCAAGACUUCAAUUUCUGUAGCUGUCACUCUGUGGGUUUAAUUGGUCAUUUGUGAGUUCGUUAAAACAACAACAAAAUUAUUAUUUUUUAUCUAUUAAAAAGAAAAAAAGGAAAAAAAAAGAGUUGCACUGGACAAAAUGAGCCUCUGUGUGUAUGCGUGAUCGCGUCAGUCUCCAAGCAUUUGUUCUCACCAGCAUCACCAUUUUGUCCUGACUCUUUGGAGAUUUGUGAAGGAACUUGGUGAGGGGGCUUUCACGUGGACAUCUCCAUUAUUCCUUUUUCAGAUAUCAUUCCCUCCCCACUCCUCCCUUCAUUGGACACUAAACCUGUUUUCUGUCUCUUUGUCUCUUAUACCUACAGUUAGUAAGAGGUGUCAAAGAAGUAUAAACUUUUCCUCAAAAUCAUUUUUUCCAAUGUUCAGGUGGAUCCUAAUUCAGAAUUAAUCAAAAUCUUGAAUCUGGAUGCCCAUUUUGAGCAAGGAAUUGUUGGAUUUAAUGAUCUUUAUUGGUCAUCUUCAACUCUUGUAAUUCAGUUUCAUCUCCUCUUUCCUCUUCCAUAUUCAUAUAUAUAAUUUUCCCUCCUUCAUUUGUUUGGAAUGAAAGAGAAAUGGAUUGCAGUCUGAACAAAGGGACCCACAGCUGCCUCUUGCAUUUUAGAGUCUAGAACAGGAGAAUUUUCCUAUGCAGCACAGAGCCCCAGAGGUUCUACUGUCCUAGGCAGGCCAUCCAUAUUACCGGUUUGCAUUGAACGAGACUUGCCCACUUCACCUCUUCCUAAAUCUGAUCCUGAAACAGCAUUCCUUUCUUCUGGGUUAUUUGCAAAUGAGUUGGGGUUGAAAAUCCUCCCAUCCUCCCCCCCCCCCCCAAGCCCUGAAUUUUCAAAAUGCCUUUUCCCCUGAUUUUGCAAUUUUUAAUGUUUUCAUUCUCUUUCCUACCCCCAAAAUAGAUUCAUGGAUAUUUGGAUUUAAUGCUACCUUUGUUGCCUAGUCAUCUCAGCUCUAAGCUGUUUCUCAAUUUGUAUAGUUCUGGUUUAAGCUCUAGAAAAAGCUCCCACGGUGGGGAGAAAGGGGAAAAAGUGUGCCUUUAAGUCAUUUUUGUUAAUGCCUUAAUUUCUCUGUAAGUUCAUUUUUUCACCAUCCCUCCUCAGUCCUAUCCCUUUUUGAUUUGCCAUCUAAUUAACAAUUAUCCUACAUAAAGACAGAAAAGAAUCACAUAUAUAUCCCCAGCCUCAAUGCAUGUUUUGGCCCUGAUCCUGCACCAGGCGUGUUCAAAGAAACCAUGAAUAUCUCACCAGCCUGUGGAUCAUUGUGGAUGAGCAUUAAUUCACUUCCAACACAGCGCAGUUCUGUGUGACUGCAUCAUCACUCAGCUGUGCUUUGAUUUGCACAUCUGAAUUAUGUGUCCUGUUUAUGCCUGCAGUUCUCAAUCUGUCAAGCGAUAUAUGCGAUAUAUGCGUGCAAGCCUAUUUACAAGGAUGGACCUCCUUAGUUGGAUCACUCUGUGUGUCAUAAAAUCCUUUUUGUAACAAAAGUUUUGCAUAUGGUGGACUGUUUCAUGACCAAUGCUUUGACAUUCUCUUUUUUCGCUAUUUUUCUUCCUCCUCCACUCUGUCAUUGUUUGAAAGACUCCUUGUCAUUUAUUGUAAAUAAUUUGAUUUCUUGUAUCACUUGUACAAACUCUGUUUUGAUGAAAGUUUGUCCAUUCAUAAAGAAAAAAACAAAGAAAAA
This is a messenger RNA of Thamnophis sirtalis, 5207 nucleotides long. The record is from RefSeq and is a predicted model, not a curated record. NCBI's taxonomy places the organism in Eukaryota, Metazoa, Chordata, Lepidosauria, Squamata, Natricidae.